UAUAUAUAUUAUCUUUAAAAUAUGUUAAUAUAAAUUAUAUAUUUGGAUUACCUAUUUAUAUUCAUUAUUUUAACUUUUUCAACAAUCAAUCAAAUAUGAUGAUUCAAUAAAUUAGUUUGAUCAGUUAUAUCUACAUUUUUUGCAUAAAUUAUUUGAUCUGCAGUCUGCACUGUCUGUUUAUUUGCAUUAUUGAUUACGCCACUAAUCGAAUAAAAGUAUUAAUUUGUUGAUCUGCAGUGAAAAGAAUGAAAAGUGAUGCAUGCUGAGAGCCAAUGCAUGUAGGUUUGACUUUUUCUCCCUAUUAAUUGCUUAUAAACAAAAGGCAUUACUGUACUCUUCUUCUUGAAUGCGUUUCAGUAACAAUUUACACAGGACACUGUCGAUGAAACCUUUGUUGUUUAACAUUUUCUUCCUCUGUGAGUCUGUGACUACUAAUAGCUUGCCGUAAUGGAAAUGGAAAAGAAACUGGAAAGACGCAUAUAUACCAUUCAGUAAAGUAACUUAUAUUUGUUAUUUUCAUUAUGCCUUUAGGCCGGUCUAUACAAAUAUGCAGGACAUUGUUUCCUUGUGUAACAGUGUGUAUAAUCUAUUUUGCUAAGUGGCUGUGAUGUUAGCAUGAGAAAAAUAGUGGCUGGCGUGAUUUUAAAUCUCAUUUUCUUUUGGGUAAGUGAUAAUAGAAAACUUGUAGCACCAAAUUAGAAAUUCUCCAAUGGAAUUCGAACCGUGUGGUUGUUUUUUACUCAAUCUUGUGCUUGCUUCUUCAACUCCUUUGCCACAGUAUAAUAUUCUGGACAAUAGCAUAAGUCGUGUUCACAUAAUGCUUUGUAAUGCCUUGGCCUAAAUAUUAGCCAACAUGUUAUGUCUUGUGUUUGCCUGGUGUUACUUAAUGCUAUUUAUACCUGACCAUAGGGCCGUCAAUGGCUUUUAUACGUUGUCAAUGCAAAGUCGUCGAUUCAGUAAAGAAUGCUAUAGUAGUCGUGAAUCUCCGUCGUCUCAUGUCAUUCUGUGAAUCCAUCAAUUGGUUAAUGCUCAUAAUCCACGACAACAUCAUAUCAUCACUCCAUUGGAUCCGUAUAUAUAUUGGAGCCAUCAUCCUUGAACAUCUUCGUGAGUCGUGACUCGUGACCACCAUCAAGUAGAUAAAUAAUCACGUGGAGUGGAGACCAAUGCUAAUGAACUAUAUUUUGUCAAAGCAGAAUCAUGCAAUCCAAAUAAGGAAUUUGUGCGUCUUUUUUAAUUUCCUUUUCAAUAUCAAAUAACAUAACGCACAACCUUAAAAUAAAAUCCAAAGUACAUGAUUAUUUUUCUUUGUCUUUUUGUUAUUAAACCAAGGGCUUAUUUGCCAAAUAACCAAACAAAAAAUGAAAAUUAGAUUUUGGGAGAGAGAGUAGAGAGAGAUAGGAAGAGAAAGUAAGAGAGAGGGGAGAAUUUUGAUUAGUUAGUAUAUUUAAGUUUUUUUCAUGUAUAUAGGGUGCAAUUUCCCUUAAACCAAAAUCCCAAAUAAAAACAUAAAUUUCCAAAAUAUGAAUCAAAAAUAAAAGAUAAAAAUAGAUUAAAAAAUUCAUAAUUCAUAGAUCUUACCUCUGUUAUUUUGAUAAGUUUGAAAGAAAUUACAAUAGCUUUCUCAAAAUUAUUCAUUAGCCAAUAUGCUUAUUUAUACAAAAUGCCUAACUCUAUAAACAAAUUAUUUACAUAUAUGUUAACAGUAAAUAUAUCUAUUUAAAUAUAAGGAAAUUUACACAAUUAUUAAGUUUAUACUAUUACCGGAAUUGCGUUAGGUAGUAGCUAGUCUAGGUUGUAUAUUUAGUUUGGUGUUAUGGAUUCAAUUUUUUUUUUUAACUUUGGUGUGAUUUUAAAAAUUUUCUAGGUCCAAAGACUAAUCAUCAAGAGGUCCAUAGAAAUCUAGGUUUUAUUGUCACUUAAAGCGUCUAUGGUAGCCAAAGGAUAUCAAACUCAUGGCGAAAAUUUUAACCGAAACCUUUUUACCAAUAAGCCAAGAUCACUUGGUUGGAUUCAGUUUCAAGGCAUGUGACAGAUGUUUUCCAGAAUUCACUUGGAUGGAUUCAGUUUAGUGAUGCAUUCGAUGGAUUACUGCAAGUUAGAGAAAGAAGAAGCUCUUGAUCUCCUUCGUGGCAAGAAAGUCGCCGUCAUUGGCUUCAAGAAAUCUGCCAUUGAUUUGGCUUUAGAGUCUGCUUUAGCCAAUCGAGGAGAAGGUGGACAAGCAUGCACAAUGGUGGUGAGAACAACACAUUGGGUGAUUCCGCAUUAUUGGCGAGCUAUGGUAUCAAAAUUCAUCGAAUCAUAUGUUACCUGGAAGCUUCCUCUAGAGAAAUAUGGUCUUAAACCGGACCAUCCUUUUGAAGAAGACUAUGCUUCUUGUCAAAUGGCGAUCAUACCGGAGAAUUUCUUCGAGGAAGCGGAUAAAGGGAUGAUCCGUUUUAAGAAAACACCAAAAUGGUGCUUUUGUGAUGAAGGGAUUGAGUUUGAGGAUGGGACUACGCUAGAAGCUGAUGUUGUGAUACUCGCGACUGGUUAUGAUGGAGACAAGAAACUAAAAGCCAUUAUUCCUGAACCAUUUCGAAGUUGGCUUGAGUUUCCAUGGGGUCUCAUGCCGUUGUACAGGGGAACAAUCCAUCCAUUGAUACCAAACAUGGGCUUCGUGGGAUACGUUCAAAGUAACUCGAACGUACGCGCAUCAGAGUUACGUUCCAUGUGGUUAAACCGGCUCAUGGAUGAGAAAUUCAAAUUACCAAGCAAAGAGAAAAUGUUGUACCAAUUCUAUAAAGAAAUGAAAGUGAUGAAAAAAUCAAGCAGAUUCUAUAAAAAUCACUGCAUUUCUACUUUCAGCAUCCAACAUGCUGAUGAUCUAUGUAAUGACAUGGGACUCAAUCCUCGGAGAAAAUCCAACUUGUUCCUUGACGUAUUUUGUCCUUAUGGUUCUCAAGAUUAUCGAUUCGAUCAAGAAGAAACUAAAUAAAUAUACUACAACAAGAAGUGUAACAAGUGUUGUUCAAAGGUGGUGCAAGACUGGCCA
This is a messenger RNA of Brassica rapa (field mustard), 3034 nucleotides long. RefSeq names its product probable flavin-containing monooxygenase 1. The record is from RefSeq and is a predicted model, not a curated record. Gene Ontology annotation, molecular function: flavin adenine dinucleotide binding; N,N-dimethylaniline monooxygenase activity; NADP binding. NCBI's taxonomy places the organism in Eukaryota, Viridiplantae, Streptophyta, Magnoliopsida, Brassicales, Brassicaceae.